Papaver somniferum (opium poppy) is the source of this 1203-nucleotide messenger RNA. RefSeq lists its product as uncharacterized. Lineage: Eukaryota; Viridiplantae; Streptophyta; Magnoliopsida; Ranunculales; Papaveraceae. The record is from RefSeq and is a predicted model, not a curated record. The transcript is spliced from 3 exons. Bases 495 to 1025 code for a protein of 176 amino acids.
AAGUGAUCAUCAUGAGAGUGUUAGUUAGACACUUAGGUUAGAUAUUAAGUUAACUUAUAUAUGAACAUAUACAAAUUGUACUUGCACUGCUGGAUUGUUGGAUCUCGUUUCAGUUUUAGUAGUACCCUUUUUUACUUCAUCAUAUGCAACAUCUAGCUAGCUAGGCCAGACAAAAUUGUAAGAGAGCUAUUUCGGAUUAUUCACUCUUGCUCGGCUGGAGUACUGUUUUGUGCGCAUCCCAUUACAGGCAAAGCAUGGUAUCACGGAGUAAUCAGUAGGAGGAUAGGGGUACAUGUAUAUAUAACCAGCCAUUACAAUGAAACCAGUCUCAUGCAUCCUUCUUGGAGGGUUCUACUAAGUUCUUACUUUACCCAAUCAUUCUACAAUAAAACACAGGUGCAUUUUGAAUCAUGAUAAUGCAUAUAAAGUUGAUUUCAUGUCCGCCAAUGUUGAAAGCUUGAAAGUUAGAGGCGGAACUAAACAAAGUACAAACCAUGAAUGAGUAUACAUCAGGAGGACCUAAUCCAUGGUAUAUGUACACAACUAGAGAUCCAUCAAAUCCAUUAUCUCAAACUCAACCAGGAGUGAUAAAUCCAGAUUUGGGGAAACUUCCAAAGAGUACAGUAGGGGGAGGAAUAAACUCAUCACCACCAUCACCAGUAAAUGCAAUAUCUUUUGGUUUUGUGGCAACAGCAAUAUUAAUCGUAAUGUUUCUUGCAAUGGCAUUCUUUGAACAUUUACUGAGGCAAAGAAUUCCAUCUCUCCCUUCAUCAUCACCUCAGGGUUCAGCGGAAGAAGCUGCACACUCGUUAGAAUCGGGACAAGAACAACCUCGGGAUGGAAUUCAUAUAUUUGGAAAAAUGAGAAGUCCACAAAAUGUGUGGAACUCGUACCCAAACACCGAUGUCUCCGUGUUGAUGCCAGGGAAUAAUUGUGCAACUUUCAUUGCCCAACCUGCUCCUCUACCAUGCAGAAGAGAAGGGAUUCAUUGGUCUUCUUCAUAUGAUCACAGUUUUGCAACUUAGUUUUCACCGUAGCCUUAACUUUAAGCAUCAGCAUAUACUGUAAUACCAAUCAGUUAUCCAAGAGAAAUAGUGCAACAAAUUGAACGUAGUUCUGCAGUACUCGAGUAAUACACUACUUGUUUCACAAAUCCAUUUUACUUGGUAGCUUUUUGCCUAUCCAAGAUUCAUUCCUGCAGUC